Closterium sp. Naga37s-1 is the source of this 1992-nucleotide messenger RNA. NCBI's taxonomy places the organism in Eukaryota, Viridiplantae, Streptophyta, Zygnematophyceae, Desmidiales, Closteriaceae. The record is from the annotation of a GenBank genome assembly.
AUGGCGUCAACCGCGGCGCCGUCGUUCGUCUGCACGUGCAGAGCUGCCGGCGCGCUGAGAGCAGACGCGCUAAGAGGAGACGCGUUAAAGGAAGGCGCGGCUGCCUCGCACUCCUGGGCUUGCCAGGCCGGCUCGCCUGCCAGGAACUACGCGGUUGUGCGAAGCUUCGUUCUCGCCAAAAUCUUUCCGUCUCCCUACACCCGCCCGCAAGCCCAUUCGUUCCGCCCCGCCACGCCGGCUUCCGCGUCCGCCAACCUCACCGGCGGCGAUAGAGACCCCUCCGCAGACGACGUUCACGUGCCCAUCUCCCCUGACCCCAAAAAGACCGCCCCCAUCCCCGUUACAAGCCCAUCCGCUGUCUCCUCAUUCCGCUCGCUGUUCAAUCUCGAGAAGCACUACGCGUUUUACGGCUCGUACCACGACGACCCGGUGAACAAGGCGAUCCACAUGGUCUUUGUGUGGCCCAUCCUCUUCUCCGCGCUCGUCCUCCUCCAGUACACGCCGUCUUUAAUCUCCCUCAGCCACCCACUCCUCGCCGCUUUAGCUAGGCUCGUGCCGCAGGUGCCUGUACCGCUUCCUCUCGCGCUUCCGGGCAGCGGGCUGGUGUUUAACUGCGCGGCGCUGGUGUCGGUGGUGUACGCGGCGUUCUACAUUGGGAUGGAGCGGCGCGCGGGGUCGCUCGCGGCGCUGAUGGUGGGCGGGUGCUUCGUGGGUUCGCGCGCCUUCAUCAAAGCCGUGGGCGCCGGGCGCGCGUGGAAGCUCGCGGUCAUCGCACAGGUGGUGUCGUGGGGCGGGCAGUUUCUGGGCCAUGGCGUCUUCGAGACCAGGGGGUUAGGAGCUGGUCGGGCAGCCGACCUGACCUAUUGGGAAAGCGCGGCGCGGAUGAUCGCUGACGUUUCUACCUCUGACAAGAUUGUGGUUGAGAAAUCCACUGUUCCCGUAAAGACCGCGGAAGCUAUUGAGAAAAUUCUUACACAUAACACGAAAGGCAUCAAGUUCCAGAUUUUAUCGAAUCCCGAAUUUCUAGCGGAAGGCACUGCCAUAGCAGACCUCGACAAGCCCGAUCGCGUUCUUAUCGGUGGUCGCACGUGUGAGGAAGGCAAGGCUGCAGCAGCUGCUCUUGCUGCAGUCUAUGCUCACUGGGUGCCUCAAGAAAACAUCAUUGUGACCAACCUCUGGUCCGCUGAGCUGACCAAGCUGGCAGCGAAUGCGUUUCUUGCUCAGCGCAUUUCAUCAAUCAACGCUAUCUCCGCCCUGUGCGAGUCCACUGGGGCUAACGUCUCAGAAGUAGCUUACGCCAUUGGAAAAGACACCCGCAUUGGCUCCAGAUUCUUGCAAGCCUCUGUUGGUUUUGGUGGCUCCUGCUUCCAGAAGGACAUUCUGAAUCUUGUCUACAUUUGCGAGUGCAAUGGAUUGAUGGAGGCUGCUCAUUAUUGGAAAUCGGUGAUUGACAUCAACGAGUACCAGAAGUCAAGAUUCAUCAGCAGGAUCGUGUCCUCCAUGUUCAACACCGUUGUCAACAAGAAGAUUGCUAUUCUCGGGUUUGCCUUCAAGAAAGACACAGGAGACACCAGGGAGAGCCCUGCCAUAGAUGUUUGCCAUGGGCUUCUCAGGGAUCAGGCUGACGUCAGCAUUUAUGACCCACAAGUGACUGAGGAGCAGAUCAGGCGUGACCUGUCCAUGAACAAGUUUGACUGGGACCAUCCGUACCACCUGCAGCCAGUCAGCCCAAGAGUCCACCAGAAGGUUUCGGUGUCAUGGGAUGCAUAUGGAGCGUGCAAGGGUGCUCAUGGAAUCUGCAUUCUCACAGAGUGGGACGAGUUCAAGACGCUGGACUAUCAGAAAAUCUAUGAGCACAUGGAGAAGCCAGCCUUUGUGUUUGAUGGCCGCAACAUUGUGGAUGUGGCAAAGCUGAGGGAGAUUGGCUUCAUCGUGUUUGCUAUCGGACACGCGCUAGACCCCUGGGUGAAGGAUCUUCCUUCCAUGCACUAG